CCCAUGAAGAUGGAGCCAUGUCUGGCCAAGUGGAGUGUGCGGAGAGUCCCCGGGGCAGUGAAAUGUCCACUCCUAACUCCGUAAGUCAAACCUUUGAUGGCCUUGUGGAAGCCUUCUCUGGCCCAGAGAAAUGUGCUGCCAGAUCUCAGCGCCAGGAAAUGUAAAAUGCAAGCACAGCACCUCGGAGCAGGGACCUGUCGACACCCAGAUCUCGUCAUGCAGCAAGAGGUCAUGCGAGGGAUGGCUAUCGCUCCAGGUCCAGCAGUAGGUCCAGCAGUGGAUCCAGUAUCAGGUCCGGCACGUUUUUCGAGGCACACCUUCAGGUCCAGACAUGAUGCCCGAUCCCAGGAGGCCCCCAUUCCCCAGGCCAGGUCCAGACAUGAUGCCCGAUCUCGGGAGGCUCCCAGUCCCCAGGCCAGGUCCAGACAUGAGGCCCGACGCCGGGAGGCCCCCAGUCCCCAGGCCAGGUCCAGACAUGAGGACCCCAGUCCCCAGGCCAGGUCCAGACAUGAUGCCCGAUCCCAGGAGGCCCCCAGUCCCCAGGCCAGGUCCAGACAUGAUGCCCGAUCCCAGGAGGCCCCCAGUCCCCAGGCCAGGGGCCGAGUGCACCAGCUGGGCUCGUCCACCGAUAUCUUCAGGGAUGCCAGCCACGGGGUUCUCGUCAGCCUCCAGCACCACUUCUCCUUGCAUCAUAAGGGGGAUUCUCUUUUUAACGCAGAUGUUGUGCAGCACCGCAGUAGCAGCAAUAACAACACAGACGCGUUCAGGGUGCAUUCGCAUUUCACUGUGGAGGCAGUGAAACCUAAAAGAAACAAGAACUAA
This is a messenger RNA of Osmerus eperlanus (European smelt), 822 nucleotides long. RefSeq names its product BUD13 homolog. The transcript has 6 exons. Lineage: Eukaryota; Metazoa; Chordata; Actinopteri; Osmeriformes; Osmeridae. The coding region runs from base 97 to 822 and encodes 241 amino acids. The record is from RefSeq and is a predicted model, not a curated record.